AUGCCGGUCUUCGAGAGGACAACGAGGGCCUGGAGACGAAGGGACACUUUCCCAAAUAUUAAAGCGGCAGGGAAAGUUCUACCACAAGGAGACAAGGCAGGGGCAUGUCUGCAGGAAGUAACACCAGCGCCUGAGACGCCCCCUGUGGUUAGGAAGUUCCUCAGGAGUUCGUAUCCUGAGCCGGGGAGCAUCCGUGUGUUCUUCGGGAAAGCAAACGACCCUGAUGUUGCCGGCACUCUGGUGCAUGGAAUAACCACUAGGACGUCUAUCGAUGCUGGAUCUGUGAUCAAUCCGCCACCUAAGACCCGCUACCAAGAGAAGCUGCGAGAGCUUAAUGAGGCCAUUUAUGGCAGCAGACAGAAAGCUCCAUUUGGAAGGUCUCAAGUUAUGGGUCCUGGACUUCCAAAUGGUCUUGAUCCUGAAAAAACAACUUUUGGUGUUAAAGUACUUCAUUCUUUAAAUGCUGGCGAUAUCAUCAAUCCACCAAAAACUGCAGAGCAGGUGGAACAAGAAGCGCAGCGCAGACAUGAGCAAUACAUCCGUUCACACAGUUCCUACUUUGUUGGUGAGCGUGUGAACAGAAAGUACGACUCGAGGAGCUACAGAAAGGACAGCACGUUUGGUGUGGCCACUCCACAUCGCAGUGACGGACACAAUGCCAGAAAGUCUCUCCAAUGGCUCGGCGAUACACAAGCGAACUACAGUGCAAAAUUUGUCUCGAAGCGAUGUGACGACUUCAGAGAGAGGACGCAGUCGCAAAUCGGCAAAGUCCAUGACCCAAUCGCAGACACCUUGAGGGUUCCGGCUGAUCACACAUUCGGAGUGUUGCUCCAUCGUGAUGACUUUGGUGCAGCAGACAUCCUGCAUGCCACACCACCUUCAGAACAAAGGAAAGGACAGGACAGAUGUCAAGCUAAGGUCAACGUCAUACGACAGCACCUGAAGAAGGCCAACUUCCACAACUUCCCCUCUUUGCUGCAAGCAUUCAGACACUACGAUAAGAAACGCCAGGGAAGUAUCGAUAAAGAAGACCUGCGGGAUGUGUGCCGCGAGUUUAACCUCGACCUUAGCACAGACAUUCUGGAUGACCUCAUGGACUACUGCGACACUGAUAAAGACGGGUUAAUCAACUUUCUGGAAUUUGCAAAUUUCCUUAAUUGGAAGGAUAAAAUGCCAAUCAGUCGAGCAGAGCAAAGAAUUUUAACAAGAGAGCAGAAACCCAGCACGGCCCCGGCUGUCAGCGUGAGAGCUGAGGUGCAAGAAGCAGACACAGAGGUGCCAGCUGAAAGUGAAACUCUGGUCAAGAAUGAAGACCUGGAACCUAUAAGGGUGGGGAGCACACUGAAAACCCCGAAAACGCUGUGCAGAACCCGGGCAGAACCAGGGCGCUUCAUCACCUCUUCGUCUGUCAACUGCAGUGUCGUGGGUGAGCGUGGUGCUAAUGAUUAUCGGAUAUAUGGCGUUCCGUCAGUGCGUACAGAUUUAGCUGCCCCGCGUAUCAAACGCAUCAGUGACCGAACAAACUAUGGUGAAGAGGGCACAGCGUAUGAACUGCUGUGUCCCACGCUGUACUCGCUGUUCGGGGUGCACGAGAGACAUUUCUUCUGCCCUCGCACCAAGGACGAGAUGAAGCAGAUUUUCCGGAACGCCGGCCCACGUAUUCCCGAUCAGACGUUUGAAGAGGCUUGGAGCUCGGCUUCCCGGAGUCACCCAACCGGGGAAGUGUGUGUGGAGAGUUUUCGGAAAGUCCUCAGUGACCUUCAGGCAAAUUAG
Molecule: messenger RNA, 1773 nt
Organism: Clarias gariepinus (North African catfish)
Lineage: Eukaryota; Metazoa; Chordata; Actinopteri; Siluriformes; Clariidae
Gene: efhb
Product: EF-hand domain family, member B
Exons: 13
Coding region: 1-1773 (590 amino acids)
Molecular function (GO): calcium ion binding
Source: RefSeq, a predicted model, not a curated record